Triticum urartu is the source of this 987-nucleotide messenger RNA. RefSeq lists its product as uncharacterized. The record is from RefSeq and is a predicted model, not a curated record. NCBI's taxonomy places the organism in Eukaryota, Viridiplantae, Streptophyta, Magnoliopsida, Poales, Poaceae.
UACUCCCGAGCCGCCUAUGGCCCGAGCCCAAGGCGAUCGAUCCAGAGCCGCCGCGCACCCCCAACUCCGAAGGAGAAGAAAGGAGAGGGGGAAAAACAGAGAAGCGAGGGGGAAAACCCUAGGAGAUGUUGGGGGAGAUGGUGGCCGGCGGGCUGACGGGGACGGAGCUGGUCAGCACCGGCGGGGCGGAGGCCGGCAACAACCCAAGGACGACCGGCAGAGGGAAGAAGAAGGCGCUGACGAUGGCCCGCGAGAAGAAGCCCUUGUCCUACCGGAAGGAUCGCCCAAACCGCGAGGAGUUCAUGCGGGCUCUAAGGGAGGAGGAGCCCAUAGAGCUGAGGGAGGAGGACGAGAUCCCCCGGUUACCGCGAACUCUGGGACUGUCUCUACGCCGACCACUUCGGCUCCUUCGACGACGAAACGGCUCUAGUGCGAUUGAAGAGGAAGUUGCGAUUGUGAUCUACGGAGUCCCUGGCAGCAACCAAUCCAUGGACACGCAGAGACCACUGGAGACCAUCUUUGCUGAUCUCGGUGACUCGGAUGUAGAAGAUCUGCAAGGUACAAUCAGGAGUGGCGUAGCGCAGGAUGGGUUCGAAUGUAUGGUGCAUGAGCUCUUUUACCGUACCCUGUCAUCAAUAUGGGCCGUCUAUUCUAAAAAUCCGAGGGUUGUGAUGGAUCUAUACUGCUCAAUUUGGAACAGUCCCAUCGUCAACAGUAGCGGUGGAACUGGCAGGUCCACGAGCAGCAGUAUACGUGUUGUGAGGGUAAUUUAGGGAGUGGAAAAAAGUUAGUGCCCUUUUCCCGCACGCGCCUCUCGUCUCGGGUUCCGGCAGCCGCUUUUCGAGCAUCUCCAUUGUGGACCGUCGUUUUCGUGGAUCGACGUUACUACGCCGCCAAGCGCCAGCUAUGCUCGAGGUGCCUGCCACACGCAGCCGCGUCGUCUUCCUCGACGAGCCCCCCUCCCCUUCCUCUUCCGUUGGAAACUGC